Molecule: messenger RNA, 5361 nt
Organism: Pyrgilauda ruficollis (rufous-necked snowfinch)
Lineage: Eukaryota; Metazoa; Chordata; Aves; Passeriformes; Passeridae
Gene: REL
Product: REL proto-oncogene, NF-kB subunit
Exons: 10
Coding region: 85-1752 (555 amino acids)
Biological process (GO): inflammatory response; non-canonical NF-kappaB signal transduction; cellular response to stress
Cellular component (GO): cytoplasm
Molecular function (GO): RNA polymerase II cis-regulatory region sequence-specific DNA binding; DNA-binding transcription factor activity, RNA polymerase II-specific
Source: RefSeq, a predicted model, not a curated record
GCCGCGGCCGUCCGUGUGUCCCUGCGAGGUGUGCGGGCCCGGGCCGGAGCCCCGCGGCGCAGAGGCCGGAGCGGAGCUGUCAGCAUGGCCGGUGGCCCUGAGCCCUACAUUGAAAUAUUUGAGCAACCCAGGCAAAGGGGCAUGCGUUUCAGAUACAAAUGUGAGGGAAGAUCAGCAGGCAGCAUUCCAGGAGAGCACAGUACUGAAAACAAUAAGACCUUCCCUUCCAUCCAGAUUCUGAACUAUUUUGGAAAAAUCAAAAUAAGAACCACAUUGGUAACGAAGAAUGAACCCUACAAGCCACACCCCCAUGACCUGGUUGGAAAAGACUGCAGAGAUGGCUACUACGAAGCUGAGUUCGGGCCAGAACGGCGAGUCCUGUCUUUUCAGAACCUGGGCAUUCAGUGUGUGAAGAAGAAAGACCUGAAGGAAUCCAUUUCUUUACGAAUCUCAAAGAAAAUUAACCCUUUCAAUGUGCCCGAGGAGCAGCUGCACAACAUCGACGAGUACGACCUCAACGUGGUCCGGCUCUGCUUCCAAGCCUUCCUUCCCGACGAGCAUGGCAACUACAGCAUCGCCCUCCCUCCUCUGAUUUCCAACCCCAUCUAUGACAACAGAGCUCCCAACACCGCAGAACUGAGAAUCUGUCGCGUGAACAAGAACUGUGGGAGCGUCAAAGGAGGAGACGAAAUAUUUCUGCUGUGUGACAAAGUUCAGAAAGAUGACAUAGAAGUCAGGUUUGUCCUGGACAACUGGGAGGCCAAGGGCUCCUUCUCCCAAGCCGACGUCCACCGCCAGGUCGCCAUCGUGUUCAGGACGCCGCCGUUCCUCAGGGACAUCUCCGAGCCCGUCACCGUGAAGAUGCAGCUGCGGAGGCCCUCGGACCAGGAAGUCAGUGAACCCAUGGAUUUCAGAUACCUGCCAGAUGAAAAGGAUCCAUAUGGCAACAAAGCGAAAAGGCAAAGAUCCACGUUGGCUUGGCAGAAGCUCAUACAGGACUGUGGCUCAAGCACCAUGGAGAGGCCCAAAGUAGCCCCAUUCCCUGUUGUCACUCCUGAAGGGAAGGCGAUUAAGAAAGAACCGAACCUGUUUCCAUCCACGAUGAUGCCUGCAGGCUUAGGAGCGCUGUCCGCCCCGAGCCAGCUGUACCCCAGCUGCUCGCAGGCGGCGGCGGGGCCGGGCAAGCAGGACGUGCUCUCCUCCCCGUUCUGGAUGCUGGGCUCCCACCCGCACAACAGCUUCUCCUCGGAGCCCCAGGGCAGCGGCUCCCUGCCGGCCUUCCCCGACGGCUCCCUGGCCUGGCCGGACGAGAAGGACUCGGGGCUCUUCCGGACCUUCGGCAGCACGAACGGGCUGGGCGCCGUGGUGCUGCCGGCCCCCGAGCUGCAGAGCCUCCCCGGCGGCGGCGGCUCCAGCGCCGGCCUGCUGGGCAUGGGCAUGGGCAUGGACACGGACGACAUGAGCUGCGGCAGCAUCAGCCUGGAGCGCUUCAGCGCCGCGCUGGGGCCCCGGCAGCCGCCGCUGCAGCUGCCCCCGGCCGGGCCCGGCGGCGCCGCCGCCUUCCCCGCGCAGCCCGGCCCGGCCGAGCCCGCCUACGGCUUCAUGGACGCGGAGGGGCUGGGCGAGCCCAGGCUGCCCGGCGGGCACCAGGGCCUGCCGGACGGCCAGUUCUACGACACCGACGGUGUCCACACCGACGAGCUCUACCAGUCCUUCCCCUUCGAUAACAUUUUGCAGAGCUAUCAGCCGUGAGCCGGCGCAGAGCUGCGCGGGUGCUGCUGCGUGGAGAGGAGUAAUUCACCCUUCUGGAGUCCCUGCUUUCUCUUUCAGAAUGUUGCCGUGCAAGUUCCACGAUAUAACUUAAAGGUUAUUUAUUGCAGCCCUUAAAGAGGGAGGUGGGAAUAGGGUUUGGGGUUUCUGUACCUUAAAAGUACCUUACGGACGUAUUUUUUUCGCUGUUGGAAGUGGGAACUGUUAACGCUUCCUUACCUUUGGGGACUGUAAGAGCUGGCAUCUUCAGAAGGGUUAAAAUUUCAUAUACUUCACAGGGUUGGAGUUGUUCUGAAAUAGCCAUUUUUGCUAUAGAAAUGAAAUUUAAAUUUUGAUAGGACAGAAAUGAGGAAAAAAACCCUGCACGUGAGCACUCUAAUUCAGUCUCGUGUAGUGAAUGGCACCUGAGUUCUACUCAGCAUACUUGAAAGGUUUAGGUUCUUAACCCCCUUUCUAUAAAUAUUCUUCUCCUACAAUGAGAACAUGUAUUGAUUUUCCACAGUCACCGCAUUCUGUUUGCUUUGAAGGCAAAUUUACUCGUAAAUUUUUUUUUAAUGACUAUGUCAUUGUUAGAUGUAUUUAAAAAGACCGGAAGGUUUGAGUUUUUAAAUAGUCCAGCUCUGUUGUAAAGGAAAUCACUGCACAAGAGAAGGAACAGAAAGUGAGGACUUGUCUGCACUUCACCCAGAAUGCACUGUUUUACAAGCCAUGCCCCUGUUGCUUUAGGAAUGAAGCUGUUAUCGCUCUGCAAGUUGUGUGUGUGUGUAUGCAGCUGCCAUGUGAGUGAGAUUUGGAAAGGCAGGAAUCUCUGGAGCCCGAGUAUCUACUCACUCUUUCCUCAGGUAUCCUGGCAGUUUCCUGCUAUGCAAGAGACUGCUUCAAAGAAGGCUCAGAUCCUGCCUCCCCCUCCCAGGAGGGCAAAGCCUUGGUGCAGCCUCACCUCUAUUAACAACUUUUAAAGCCAUUUCAGUCUGUACUAAUUAAAACCGCUCCUCUGUCCUCUGUAUCAGGAACCAGAACUUCUUCCCACCCACUUGAUUCCCAGUCUUCGCUCUUAGCCUGAGCAGGAGCUGUUCUGACACCUCCAGCUGGAGGUAACUGGCUGGGUAAGACACUCCAGCCUUGGCUACUUUAUUAUACUGUUAUUUCUUUAAGAAGCAACACAGAGAAACGUCUGUGUAUUUCUCAAGGGACGCAGCUGCUCUUUAGGGCAGGUAAGGGUCCCCGCUGUCACCUUUUGGUGACGUAAAACUGCACAAUGACAGCAACCACAAAAAAGCAAUGACGUCUAAAACCCUCCCCCCAGAUCAAAAAAGCCUCUUGAGAUGUAGAGUUGUACACAAGGAAAGGUGCUCCAGAAGUUCUGUGGCUUACAGGAAAGCAGGGAUGCCUUCCCUGCAGGAAUCCAUAGCACUGGGAGCACUCUGGUGCUGCUGCUGGAAUUCCCUCAGUCAGGUGAACUUUGGAGACUGCUUCCCCUAACUCCAGCUUACACAACAAACUGAAUUGACUCUCCCCUGUUUUAAAGCAGUUUUUCCUCACCUCUGCACCUCUCCUCCACGUUCCUAAGCAAUACAAAGACGAAAGAAAUCCAAAGAAAUACACAGAAAGCUUGAAUCGUGUUGUUUAUUCAGUUUUUUUUUUAAGUUCUCAGAUUUAAGUAUAUUAAAUGUAAACAUUUUACUCACUUCAUAGAAAGCUCUUUGUAGUACAAUUUGUUUUUACUGUAUAAUUAAAUAUUUUCAAAGUUCUGUUUUCCUUUGUAAACGAGUUGGUUUGGUAAUUAAAAAAAACUGGUUAUACCAAGUGCUCAGCUUCUGCAACCUCCUCGGCUGGGUGACGUCCCUCACCACGGGAAAGGCAGGGAAAAGGGACAAGGUAGGUUCUUGGUUGCUUAUCCUGGGGUUUUUUUGGGGGUAUUUUCUGCUCCCUGUUGCUGGUGGCCAGUAUAAAACCUCAGGCCUGUGAGGGCUGGUCUGCCCCAGCAGGUUUGGUGGCAGAGCUGUUGGGUUUUUAUGCAGAGGGCACAGCUGCUUUUGGCUGAGCUGCGCUGCCAGUUCAGCUCUCCAGGCCCAGCUGAGCUGGUGCAAACCCAAAAUGCAGGGGGGAGGAUUAGAGGUGUCCAGCUGGGGAAAUGCAAGAUGAAAUCUGGCUCUCACCAAACACCCAGCUUGAGCACUCACAAAAAUACUCCUAAAAUUCAGCUGAAGGCCAAGCACGACAUGAAUGUUAUUGCUGCAAUAUUCCGUAAGUGAUGGUUGCAAAACUGGGCUGGAAACAAAGUUCAGAGCCCCAGAUUACAUUUCUCAGUUUCAUUUCUGCUGUGAUGGGUGCCCUGCCUCAAGAACUCAGGGAUAUUUGCAUAUCAGCUUCCACCCCCCAUGUGGAUACUUCAGAUUUACCAUAAAAAUAAACAGCCUGGGAGUUUUGGGAGGAGCUCUGUGCCUUGCCCAGAGAAGAGCUCAGCACACCGAGGGUCUCUUGGUGGCCUUGUUUACCCUGGGUUCUGCCUGGGAUCCCCCUGCAGCAGGAGCUGCAGAGGGAAGAGCCUGGAGUGUCCUUGGCACUACUGCAGCAGCCCCCUCCCUCUCCCCUUCUGGCUCCAUUUCCCUUGGAGCAGCUCUUCCCAUGCCUCUUGUGUCCAGAGAGCACAGUCUUGUUUACAUUUUUCCUUUCCCUUGCAGAUUAUGGAAUUUAUAAAUUGUAUUUUAGCUCACUGAGAGUUUUAAGAAAUGGCACAGAUAAGUAAUUCUCUUUUGUUUUCUGAAUUCAGUGUCUUUAGUUUUCCAUCAUUAAUGACAUUUCCUUCCUAGCUGCAGAUUAUUAUCUGAGAACUACUCAUGGAAUCUGUUGCUCAUAGGAGCUUUAGUAUUAAAACCAAAAAUAAUAUUUCUGUCUGAAUCAAAUUUUUGUGUUAGAAAAACAGGAGCUCCUGAAUUACUUACAUUACAGACACAAUUCUGACAGCCCAGCACAGGCAGAGCCUUAAAGGAGCUCCUUAAAAAUGUAUUUAUUAACACUUAGAGCCUCCAGCUCAAGCUCUCAUGGAGCUGUUCUAGCAUCACUGAAUUCCAGGGAAGACAUCCCAGUCAUCCUCCCUGGCCCCAGACAGUGGCUUGUCUUGGCAGAUGUUACCCUCUUCAUCCCCAAAAUGUUAACAAAGAGCUCUGAAGUUCCAAACCUUAAUUUUUUGUUGAUACUCUCCUCUGUACUCCAGGGAAGCACCUCCCUAAUGGAUUAACAUGAUACUGGGUAUAAAAAAUUACUCCCUGAAGAUGUUGGUGGUGCUUGGUAGGAAAUAUUUAAAAUAACCAAAGAAAACCUCAGAUCUUCCCUAUUCCAGGCAAGUUCCUAGGCUGUGUUCAGCUCUUCCAGGCAUCCAUCCAAGGUGAGGUACAAGAAAAAAUGCAUUAUGCUGCUAAGUCACAGCUUUUUAUCUCUCACCUCUCUUGAUACCAGCACCCUGUGGUACCUUUUGUUUCUGCCUGCACGUUGACAUUCUUGGUGUUCCUGUUUUUUUUUAGAUUCCCAUCAUGCACCACUGCCAGGAGUUCCCAGACUUUCUGUAUAUUGUGACUCACUGGGGAAUUC